This is a messenger RNA of Chondrus crispus (carragheen), 1938 nucleotides long. RefSeq lists its product as hypothetical. NCBI's taxonomy places the organism in Eukaryota, Rhodophyta, Florideophyceae, Gigartinales, Gigartinaceae. Bases 833 to 1573 code for a protein of 246 amino acids. The record is from RefSeq and is a predicted model, not a curated record. The transcript has 3 exons.
CGAGGGCGGGGUGGUUCACAGGAAAGGGAUUUCGGCGAAGCCACUUCAUCAUCGAUCAUGAACUAGAGAGCAGCCUCCCCGGCUUCUCUCCAUUUCAUGAUCGAUGCCAAGGAGGCAUUUGAUUUCAAAAAGCUGAACUCUGGGUACCCUUCUGCCGUCCGGUGGUGCUCCGUUUCCUAAACAGAGUGUAUUGUUGAGAGAACCAAUGUUUUGAUCUGCAUGUGCUCGUAUUUGGAUUUAAUUCCACCCUUUCAUUGUACUGCAAGUGCCACUGCACCGCAUCGAGUCCAUGGAAUUUUAGUAGUGUGCAUAUGGACUGAGUGUGGACUGGUACUUCCUUUAGCCAAUGGAUUUCGACCAGUUUGCGGAACUACCAAGCAUUACAGUGGUUCUGUGUAGCAUUCGUUGUGGCAUGCGAUUAAUUUAAUGAAAUGACCCGGCCAAUAGCGUGACCGCAACUGGUUGAAGAAAAAAAAAAAGAAAAGAAAAGCGCCUGUUAGGACUGGCCCUCAACACCCGCUGCAGAAAAGCCUCGUAAACCCGCACCUACUCAACGACCUGCUCACCCGCACGAAAUCCCCGCCUUCCAUCAAACUGAUCUGCUUACUGUACAGUACCAAGGGUUGCCGUACAUCCCCCCGUGCACCGACGUCCCCCGCCGCUGUCACUUUUGCGCCUGCUUCCGUCCUCUUGCCAGACUAUUUAACGGAGUGAAAACGCGUGGGGGGGGGGGGGGGGACAACAUCAACGUCCCUGCGUCCGAAACUUUUCCACAAACCAUCCCCACCUGGGCAACUGUACCAAACCCAUCCCGCCUGCCCACCCUUUCACCAUGAACUCUGUCCCUCUUGCCCUGCUAACACUCGCGGCCGUCCUCAGCCUCGCGUCAUCCAAGAGCGGCAAGAACCCGUGCCACCCGAACCGGCGGGUGGAGUCGCUGGGCGUGCCGUGCGAGGGCAUCUACCUUCCGCCGGGCAUGUGCGACAACUGCGAGCUGUCCGCGUACGACAGCCGCGGCAACUUCAACGACUGCCAAGCCAUCUACAAGAUCGGCGAGCCGGCGUGCCGCUCGCAGAUCGAGCGCUACUCCGAGCUCAACCCGUGCGACACGGUGCGGAAGAAGCAGCUCGAGGACUUUGACGACCCGGACAACCGCAAGGCGCUGGACUACUUUGUGUACUCGGUGUGCGAGGAGUGCUGCGACUGCAUCCCGCGCGGCGCGCGCAGCUCGCAGUACGAGGAAAGGAAGAGGGCCAGGCCGAGGACCCUGACGUCGCUCGUGCGCGGCAACUGCCCCGCGCACGCGCAUUACGAUAUCUGUAGGGUGUGGCCGGAAAUUAGACACGUGACGCGGCCCGGGGGUACGCUCAGGCUCGGGCGACCUAAGGCUUGCCCGAAGAUCAGGGAAUGGUUCUUCAGCCCCGCUAGCAAAGGUUGGGCAGGGCAGGAUAACACCGAUAUUAGUCGCGACGUGAGGAAUUUCUUGGGCAAUUUUAACAGCGUGGCGAGGUGCCGUAGGAAAAGUACUUGGCAGAGAUGCACGGACCUUGAAGUUGCUCAGAGGCGCAUUUGAGGGGCGGGUCGAAGCGGUCUUGAGGUUUUGCGCUGUGGUGACUGAUUCUCGGCAGAUGCGGCUCUGUGCGUAAUUAGAGGCGCAGGCUAAGGAGAUAUUUCAUGCUCUCCUCGAUGGGGGUACAGCAACGGUACAGCAGACCCACUGUAGUAGUGUACGGUAUGUAGUAGAGUGAUGUGGUAGUUUGGAUUGGGCUGUGGUUUUUUCGAUCUAUUUGUUGUUGGGUGGGGUAGCAAUUAGCUUGAACUGCACUGGAAAAGACAACUGUUACCUUACCGUAUAUAUGAAGCACUGUUCAAGCUUGAGGAUGGGUAUCGGAUUGUACGUCAUGUACGUGGUGUAAAACGGCCUAGCGUAUCAGCGUA